AACCGAAAUGAAACUGUUCGUAUUCCUGGCCUUGGCCGUGGCCGCAGCUUCGGCUAUUCCCGCCCCCGCUUCUCCUUCCGCCGAGGGAAAGCUGACCCCAGUGCCCGUUAAGGACAUCCAGGGUCGCAUUACCAACGGCUACCCCGCCUACGAGGGCAAGGUGCCAUACAUCGUCGGCCUGCUCUUCAGCGGCAACGGUGGUAACUGGUGGUGCGGUGGCUCGAUCAUUGGCAACACCUGGGUCCUGACCGCUGCUCACUGCACCAACAACGCCGAUGGCGUGACCAUCAACUACGGCGCCAGCAUCCGCACCCAGCCCCAGUACACCCACUGGGUUGGCCGUGGCGACAUCAUCCAGCACCACCACUACAACAGCGGCAACCUCCACAACGACAUCUCCCUGAUCCGCACCCCCCACGUCGACUUCUGGCACCUGGUGAACAAGGUGGAGCUGCCCAGCUACAACGACCGCUACAACGGCUACGCCGGCUACUGGGCCGUGGCUUCCGGAUGGGGCGGCACCUAUGACGGCAGCCCACUGCCCGACUGGCUCCAGAGCGUUGACGUUCAGAUCAUGUCCCACGACGAGUGCAGCCGCUUCUGGUCUCUCCACGACAACAUGAUCUGCAUCAACACCUCCGGCGGCAAGUCCACCUGCGGCGGUGACUCCGGCGGCCCUCUGGUCACACACGACGGCAACCGUCUCGUGGGUGUCACCUCCUUCGGCUCUGGUGCUGGCUGCAUGGCCGGACACCCUGCUGUCUUCAGCCGUGUCACUGGCUACUUGGACUGGAUCCGCGACAACACCGGAAUUUCUUACUAAGCGUUUUUAUAAUUCCAUAUUUUAAUUGGUUUUUUAAAUAAAGAAUAAC
This is a messenger RNA of Drosophila bipectinata, 872 nucleotides long. RefSeq names its product serine protease 1-like. The record is from RefSeq and is a predicted model, not a curated record. NCBI's taxonomy places the organism in Eukaryota, Metazoa, Arthropoda, Insecta, Diptera, Drosophilidae. Gene Ontology annotation, molecular function: serine-type endopeptidase activity. Gene Ontology annotation, biological process: proteolysis.